AUGACGACACUCAGCGAUGUCCUCCAGAAACAAAGGACACAUGGCAUCCUCGAGGCCCCUGAGAUCAUCGAUGAAGCGACCCAGUCUCAACAACUAAACCGCAGAACAACAGCUCCCACCCUCGAGAUAAAUCUCACCAACGCCACCACUUCCAACACUGUCUAUGCCUAUGUCACUGGCCUGGCUCUCGACCACAAUAGCUCCGUUUUCCUCCUCCAAUCCGACGGCUUAGCAGCAUUUUACCCCGACAACCCCACAGAAAUCGGCACCAAGAUCCCAGUGGAGUGUGCCAUUCCCCUAGGUGCCGCAGGAACCAACAAGCGCAUAACCAUUCCCCAUCUUGCUGGAGCAAGAAUCUGGUUCUGCGUCGGAAACAAGCUCCAUUUCCUCACCAACCCAGGCAAGGUUGGCCCCGGACUUGUUGAGCCAUCCGUCAGCAACACCGCGGACCCUAACUACGGUCUGGAUUGGGGAUUCUGCGAGCUCACGUACAAUGACCAGCAGCUAUACGCCAACAUCUCUUACGUGGAUUUUGUGAGCCUGCCUAUUUCUCUCACAUGCACGAGCACCAACGGCAACGUAGCCCAUGUCGGCGGACUCCCCGCAAACGGGAGAACAAAUGUCUGUAAUGGCCUCAUAGCACAGAAUGCUAGUGAUGGCGCUGGCUGGGAUCAACUGGUCGUGCGGUCAAGCGAUGGAUCGUUUCUGCGUGCCUUGUCGCCAUCAAAUGGCAUCGUGCUCAACCAAUCACUAUUCCAAAAUUACUGGACGGAUUAUCUAAAUCAGGUGUGGACGAAGUAUGCCUCUGAGCCGCUCACCAUCGAUACCCAAUCACAAUGGGGCAAAGUGAAGGGAUAUACUUCCAACGACCGAACAGCUAUAUCUUUCCAAGACAUCGGAUCUAUCAAGAAGCCUUCUGCGCUUGAUAUCUUCGGUGCUGAUUCGGGGGCCUUUGCACCGCAACCUAAGAACACCGCGGCGCUUCUCAACAUCGGUGCACGCAUUGAUGCGGGGAUUAACCGCUCUACACUUCUUCUGGAUUCCAUACAACCACAUGUAGGUGCAGGCUCAAACGCAGCGCCUUACUAUACUGGCAAGGUAACCAAUCACUACGCGCGGAUUGUGCAUGCGGCGAAUGUGGAUGGGCGCGGCUAUGCGUUCCCCUAUGACGACGUAAGCCCCGGUGACAGCAUUGAUGCAAGUGGGUUCGUGAGCGAUGGGAGCCCAGCUAACUUGUUGAUUGCUGUUGGAGGCGCGAAUGCCUAUAAGAGGAAGAGGGACGUCGUACCUACUGGUAUGAAGGAGAUGAGGAAGAGAGACAUUGGGCUUUGGGAUAGCGGGAAUGAAAAAGCGCUACUCCGGGAAAGGGAUGAACAGGAGGAGCGUCAGGGCAAUGGGGAUUUGGAGAAGGGUUUGCUAUUACCCCUAGACCAAGAUCCGCUCCAGACGGAGACCCAGCGCAAAUCACUGCAAAAGCUUCUGUCAGCCCCUCUUACGUUCCUCCGUACCAAAAACCCGGCCGCCUACGCACGUAUCUUGGAAGCUCUCAGCACUCUCACAUCCGUCACAGUCCGCGCCGUUGCCUACCGUAUCUGCCUUGUGAUCUUCUGUUUCUUCUUGUACCUAUUGGGUGGCAUGAGAUCGGGUUCCGAGAUGGCUGCGGCACGGGUUAGGGUGGAUACUGGUUAUUAG
Messenger RNA from Venustampulla echinocandica, 1692 nucleotides. RefSeq lists its product as uncharacterized. The coding region runs from base 1 to 1692 and encodes 563 amino acids. The record is from RefSeq and is a predicted model, not a curated record. Lineage: Eukaryota; Fungi; Ascomycota; Leotiomycetes; Helotiales; Pleuroascaceae. The transcript has 2 exons.